CACCACAGCUUCUUCAUUAUCAUCAUCUUCCUCGUAUUCUUCUUUUACUUCUCUAUUCUUCUUCCCGUUUCGUUCUUCGCGCUAGUCAGUUGUCACAAAAUUUCAAUUAAGUGUGCAAGAAAUUCAAAAUGGGAUUGUGCAGCAGCAAGAAACGAAUGACAACAGAAAUCACCGAUGAAGAAGUGACAGCAAUUCGAGACGUUUGGAGGCGCGCGAAAACCGACAACGUUGGAAAGAAGAUUCUGCAGACGCUCAUUGAAAAACGUCCAAAGUUUGCUGAGUAUUUCGGUAUUCAGAGUGAAAGUCUUGAUAUUCGUGCUUUGAAUCAAAGCAAGGAAUUUCAUUUACAGGCGCACCGUAUCCAGAACUUCCUUGACACGGCAGUCGGAUCUCUCGGUUUUUGUCCAAUUUCCAGUGUUUUUGACAUGGCACAUCGUAUUGGACAAAUUCAUUUCUACAGAGGAGUCAAUUUUGGAGCAGAUAACUGGCUUGUCUUCAAAAAAGUAACAGUUGAUCAAGUAACAACCGGAACAACGGAUAGCUCCAAAGAAAAGGAGGAUACUAAUAGCAAUGGAACUGCAAAUGGAAAAGUGGAUACUGAUGCAAGUCUUAUCCCGGUAGGAAUUGCUGAUAUUAAUAAUGUAUACAGCGGAGAAAAUUGCUUGGCUCGUCUGGGAUGGAACAAGUUAAUGACUGUCAUUGUCCGUGAAAUGAAGAGAGGAUUCUUGGAAGAAGCAAUGCGUAACUGCAAAGAAGAGGAUAAUAAUGGCCUUCUAAGUGCUUGAAUUUCUUUUCCUUUUUUAUUCCAACCGUAAUUCUAAACACGUGUGCUGCGUUUUUUAAUAUAUAAUUUCUACACCUCUAGUAUUGAUGAUAGAUCAACAAAAAUCUAAAAAGUUUCCAAACAAUAUUAAAUCAUUACGAAUUUAUUCAAGAUUAUUUUUGAUUCCAAUAAGUUUUGCUGCUUUUUCUCUAAAACUGUAAUCAUGCCACCUUGAUUUCGUUCUGAUUAUGGCAGAGAAUCUUUUUUUGCUGAAGUUGCUUUUUUAUCAGGUUGCCCAAUUCUUCCCAAACACUCUCUAAUUAAGAAUUACACCAACAUUCAUGACUUUAAUCAUUAAAUUCAUUAAAUGUUACCAUACAAUAAUAUUUUUUGCUUUACCAUGUGUUUUAAUUACUUAUUUACUGUGAAUAAAAUAUUGAUAAAAA
Messenger RNA from Caenorhabditis elegans, 1209 nucleotides. It is a transcript of the gene glb-17, whose product is annotated as Globin domain-containing protein. The record is from RefSeq and is marked reviewed. The coding region runs from base 129 to 785 and encodes 218 amino acids. Gene Ontology annotation, molecular function: oxygen binding; heme binding. The transcript is spliced from 6 exons. Lineage: Eukaryota; Metazoa; Nematoda; Chromadorea; Rhabditida; Rhabditidae.